Symbiodinium sp. CCMP2456 is the source of this 199-nucleotide messenger RNA. Lineage: Eukaryota; Dinophyceae; Suessiales; Symbiodiniaceae. The record is from the annotation of a GenBank genome assembly.
GGUGGGCGCCGUGCGCCUGCGCGUGGACGGCGGCUUCCGUGCGCUCCUUCAACGCUCCGAGGCAGAGAAGUGGCUGCGCGAGAACGUGGACACCGUGGCCGAUGGCGUGUCCAACGCGUUCCUCCGCUUGCUGGACAAGUCUUCCGAGAAGCUGAGCCACAGAGUCGAGAAGCUGGAGAAGACGAUGGGUGGUGAGUGA